CUUUAAGCAUGAUUGGAGCUGGCAAUUGGAAGAGAUUGAAUUGGAUAAUGGUUUGCGUUGAGAAUUUGGUUCUGUAUUUUUUGACGGUGAGUCACCAAGGUGGCAUGUCUUUUUCGGAAAAUAAAUAAAAAAAGCUUCAUAAUUCUGAUAUAUUUUCUUUCUACUAUUUUAAAUAUUUAUCUACCGAGGAAAUCAAGGAAGAACCAAGUACGAGAAAGAGGUAAUCAAAUCAAUACAUAACAUAACAUAACAUAACAUAACAGCUUUGAACUAUUGGAAAACAAGUUGCUUGUGUUGUGCUCUUUCUAUGAUCGGACCAAUUAGUUUGUCUAUAGAACAUGGAUCCUUCAUCAUCUUCUCAAUUUGUUUCCUCAAGAAAUAUUGGUGUAUAUGAUCCUAUACACCAAUUUACUAUAUGGGAAGAACAUUUCAAGAGUAAUGGUGAUUCAAGUGUAUAUGAACCUGAAAUGAAGUUAAAUAAUCAGUCAGAGGAUGCUUCUUUUGGAAUAUUGGGAACAUCUAUCAAGUAUGACCACCAAGAAGCUAACAAAGUUACUAAUAAGGUAAGAUUUGUAUUGCUACUUGCUUGGUAUCAUGGUGAGUUUGUCAAAAUCACAGUGAGCUAUCGUGAUUUUGCAAAAGCUACACUGUGUCGCUUCAACAUAAUCAAGAUGCAAAGACGUCUCGCACAAAAUCGAGAGGCUGCUCGUAAGAGUCGUUUGAAGAAGAAGGCUCAUAUACAACAGUUAGAAUCGUGUCGUUUAAAGCUGUUACAGGUAGAGCAAGAGCUAGAUCAUACAAAACAGGGAUUGUAUAUUGGUGGUGGAUUGGAUUCUAAUAAUUUAGGUUUUGCUGGCUCUGUAAAUUCAGAAAUAGCAACUUUUAAGAUGGAGUAUGAACACUGGGUGGAAGAGCUAAACAGACAAAUGUUGGAAUUGAAAGGUGCUUUAAGUGCUCAUAGCAGUGAUAUACGAAUUGGGGAACUUGUAAAUGGCCUCAUGAAUCACUAUUUCAAACUAUUUUGCAUGAAAUCUGAUGCUGCAAAAGUAGAUGUUUUCUAUGUUAUCACUGGCAUGUGGAAAACAACAGCUGAAGGGUUUUUCUUGUGGAUUGGAGGUUUUCGCCCCUCCGAACUUCUAAAGGUUCUGGUCCCUUUAAUUGAACCAUUGACAGAGGAACAACGGUUUGAUGCCUAUAAUCUUGAGAAGUCAUGCCGACAAGCAGAAGAUGCCCUUUCACAAGGUAUGGAAAAACUACAGGGAAUGCUUGUUGACACAGUUGCAGCAGGACAACUCGUUGAAGGAACUUACAUUCCACAGAUGGAUAUCGCAAUAGAGAGGCUGGAAGCUCUGGCUAGCUUUGUGAACCAGGCUGAUCAUCUUCGACAGGAAACGUUGCAACAGAUGUCUCGAAUACUUACCGUACGUCAAACUGCUCGAUGGCUGCUUGCUUUGGGUGAAUACUUUCAACGCCUAAGGGAUUUGAGCAAACUUUGGACCAAUCGUCCUCGUGAACCUGCAUAGUCUUCAUGCAAGAGAUAGAAGAGCAAACCUGUAAUUUUAGCUCCAUGAUCAUGAUUAUAGCCCAACUUAUCAAGUGUUACGUUCAAAAAACCAUGUCCAGGGUCCCGGUUGCUGGCAAAGUUGUACAUUAUGAAGUUGUAAAUAUAACUCCCCAUUUAUGAAUAGGUGAUUAUGGUGAAUCUAUUGGUAUUCGUAGUGUAAAAUGUGUAGUACAACUUAAUUGCAAAUCUGAGCGUUUUUUUCUAGAUGUGUUUUGAAUUUGGCAAGGAAGUAAAAUAUGAUUUUUCAAA
Molecule: messenger RNA, 1813 nt
Organism: Medicago truncatula (barrel medic)
Lineage: Eukaryota; Viridiplantae; Streptophyta; Magnoliopsida; Fabales; Fabaceae
Product: transcription factor TGA1
Exons: 9
Coding region: 339-1523 (394 amino acids)
Biological process (GO): regulation of DNA-templated transcription; DNA-templated transcription
Molecular function (GO): DNA-binding transcription factor activity; sequence-specific DNA binding
Source: RefSeq, a predicted model, not a curated record